Durotheca rogersii is the source of this 603-nucleotide messenger RNA. Its product is annotated as Ribonuclease/ribotoxin. The record is from RefSeq and is a predicted model, not a curated record. Gene Ontology annotation, molecular function: RNA binding; RNA nuclease activity. Bases 1 to 603 code for a protein of 200 amino acids. NCBI's taxonomy places the organism in Eukaryota, Fungi, Ascomycota, Sordariomycetes, Xylariales, Xylariaceae. The transcript has a single exon.
AUGAAGGCCAUCAGCGCACUCCUUGCCACUGCCCUCCUCUUCUCUCUAGGGAACAGCUUGGCUGUGCCCGUGGAGAACGGAGUCGACGUCCGGGACGUCGAAGAAUUUGAUGUCCGGGGUCUCGAAGACGCGCUCGACGUCCGGGACCUCGAGGACGCGCUGGAGAUCCGCGACGACGCCCUGCUCAGCGACCGGGCGGUCAAGCCCAAGUUCACGUUCACCAACUUCCCGCGGACGGCGACGUGCGCGCGGCAGACGUACACGGCGGGCAACGUGCGCGACGCCGGCGACCAGGCGGGCAAGCUGCAGACGCGGCGGAAGCAGGUGGGCAAGAACAAGUACCCGCACGUGUUCAACAACCGCGGCAACGAGAUCAAGAACUUCGACCGCAAGUGCCGCGGCCCGCUGUACGAGUUCCCCAUCCUGCAGAACAAGAAGGUCUACCUCGGCACCAACCCCGACGACCCGGGCCCGGACCGCGUCGUGGUCAACGUCUCGGCCAUGAACAAGAAGACCGGGAAGGUCACCGUCACCUUCUGCGGCCUCAUGACCCACACCGGCGCCAAGAACCGGAGCUCCUUCACCACCUGCAGCUGGAAGUGA